Nematocida major is the source of this 585-nucleotide messenger RNA. Its product is annotated as RNA-binding protein PNO1. The record is from RefSeq and is a predicted model, not a curated record. Gene Ontology annotation, molecular function: RNA binding. The coding region runs from base 1 to 585 and encodes 194 amino acids. Gene Ontology annotation, cellular component: nucleolus. NCBI's taxonomy places the organism in Eukaryota, Fungi, Microsporidia. The transcript has a single exon.
AUGAGCACUGAACAUGUGCAGGAAAAGCUCAAAGAGGUGCCGUUUGAAAUGAGAAGCAUCCCUGUUCCAGCAAGAAAGAUGAAAAUGAUCAAGGAGGAGUGGAUGAAAAUAUACACGCCUGUGGUUAUGCAGUGCAAUCUCCAAAUCCGCAUGAACUUGGCCAGGAAGUGCAUAGAGAUCCGAACGUGCAAGGAGACGCUUAGCCCGGUCUCCAUCCAGCGAGCAGAAGAGUUUAUCACCGCAGUCACUCUAGGGUUCUCGCCCGAGGACGCGCUGACCAUUCUCCGAGACGACACGCUGUACGUGAACUGCUUCUCUCUGGAGGACGUGCGAAUACUGCGGCACAGCCACAUCGGGCGUGCAAUUGGAAGAGUCGCUGGAACCAAGGGGAAGAUCAAGAACAAUAUAGAGCUGAUCACUGAAACCCGAAUAGUCAUAGAAGACAAGAACAUUCGGGUGCUUGGAACGGACACAAACAUAGCGCUUGCCCGGACUGCCAUAAGUAAGCUGAUCAUGGGGUCGCAGCCCUCAAAGGUCUGCUCGGAUCUUCGGAUUAUAUCCAAGAAGGUGCAGGGCCGGCUGUAA